AUGAGCUCCACCGUCAUCGACCCAGAGACUGCCAGUCUAGGUACGGGCUCAAUGUCAAGACUGGUCCGUCCUGCACAGCUCCAGCAAGACCAUACUCAUGAUGUCGCUCUGGACGCUCCUGCUCUAUUGCUCGAUAAUGAAAACGCUCGUACUGUCAGACGCAACUGGUUUAAUAACUCUCGCAUCUCGAGGUUGUCGAAACUCAUGGUCCUCAUCACCACAUUCAUGUCCGCCACUCAACUGCUCAGUUCAAUCGUCGUAUUGGCUCUAUCUGCCGGUGAUACCUGCGAUCAACCUCUACGUCUUUUCAUCAGCGUAUACAUGGUCAGGGUCAUCUUCGUCUAUCCUCUUACAAUAUAUCAGCAUCUACAUCCAGCUCACAGAAGGCAGAAUGUGCCGGAACGUACUCCAAGGGAGUUGUACACAAUGACCGUCGUCGAUCGAAUAAAAUCCACCGCAGACUUGUUUGGAAUGCUCUGGUUUGUGAUAGGGAAUUGGUUUAUCUUCAGUUCUGUAAGCUGCUAUCGGACUUCGCCGACCCAAUUCUACCUCAGUCUCGCUUUCUUGGUACUUGGUUACUUUAUAAUCACCUUACCAUUAUUCUUAUGCGGGGCCGUUAUAUUCUGCUUGCCUUUGGUCAUAACCGUAAUGAGGGUAUUGAGAAUAGCUGAUCCUACCUCACCAGAUGCUCAUAAUGGAGCUACCGAGGAAGUUAUUAGCAAAAUUCCAAUCGUCAGAUAUAAAUCUGCUAUACCGCCAACACCUCAACCAUUAUCAACCGCAGAUUCAUCAUUAUCCAUGGAAAAUAUAAUUCAACCACUCGUUCAAUCACAACAUCAACACAGCUCAUCAGCAACAACAGCGACUAGUAGUACUAGGUGGAACCCUCUCAAGUGGUUUAAAAGGAGGAAGGCCAAUAAUAAAACAGGGGCAAUAUCUGCUGAUGACGGUUCUGCCAUGGUCGAUUUAUCUGCUAUUGAACCAGAAUUGGUCUUGCAGCAAUCAGAUGCACUUUGCGUAAUUUGUUUGACAGAAUACGAGGAUGGAGACAGGCUUCGUCAGCUACGUUGUUCCCAUCAUUUUCAUAUGACUUGCGUUGACGAAUGGUUACGUAUUAACAAGAGCUGUCCAUUGUGUGUCCGAGACGUCGAACCAGCCCCAGCAAGUACAUCCACAACCUCAGACCCGAAUCCCUCUUCAUAA
Messenger RNA from Synchytrium microbalum, 1203 nucleotides. RefSeq lists its product as uncharacterized. Bases 1 to 1203 code for a protein of 400 amino acids. Lineage: Eukaryota; Fungi; Chytridiomycota; Chytridiomycetes; Synchytriales; Synchytriaceae. The transcript has 9 exons. The record is from RefSeq and is a predicted model, not a curated record.